AUGGUGGUUCUCAAAAUCAGAGCGGCUGAUGGACAAUUCUUCCGCUUCCGGGUCGAAGAGUGCACCCUGGACGUAGUCAGGGAGAAGCUGGAAGCAGUUGGGAGCCAGAAUGCUUGGCUUGUCUUGUCAGACGGCUCGAGGAGGCCUUUGUCAGACGCUGCACUGCAAGCUGCAUUGGAUUCCGGGGCUGAGGUCCUGAAAAUGGAAGUCUGUGACGGAAGUCCUUGCGGGAGUCCAUCUUCCGCCUCUGAGAGCAUAGACUGUGGUCCCGCUGCAAGCACGGCCAGCACGGACUUGCAGCUUGAGCCUGAUACGGCUCCAUCGGCGCCCGUGCUGGACGUGGCGAUGGAGCAGGAGCCACAAGGGUCACCCUCACCGCAGGAUGAUCAGAGGCACCUUCAGCACGUCGAUGCGGAGCAUGAGCAGCAGAUAUGGCAGUCACACGUGAUGGGCCACGUUUACCAGCACCAACACGCCAUCCAUCAGCAUGUCGCGCAGCAACAGCAAACAGUCCAGCAGGCCAUCCACGAGCAAGUUGCCCAGCACAGGCGAGCUUUGCACCAGCAGCAGCAACAAGCCCAAGAGGCCGUCCGUGAACACGUCGCACAGCACUGGCAAGCCAUUCAGCGACACCAGCAAGCCAUGCGCGAGCAUGUCGCUCAGCAGCAUCAAGCCGUGCGCGAGCAUGUCGCUCAGCAUCACCAGGCCGUGCGGGAGCACAUUGCACGGCAGCAGCAGGCCGUGCGCGAGCAUGUCCAGCAGCACUUGCAGCAGACGGCAGCAGGUUUGCAGAAUCUGCCGCAGCAGCUACGUGGCAUUCACCAGCACUGGCAAAACCAUCUGCAACAGCACCUGGGAACCGGACCAUUGCCGCCUCCGCAAGCUGCUGGCGAUCUGAAUGCAUCGCCCGAAGGGGCGGCUUCCCCCGCCCACUGGGCAGAUGCCAUCGGUUGUGCUGCCGAGGGCCCGCUGAUGCAUACAUCCCCUCUCUACCUGGAUGGGCAACGCCGGCACUUGACUAGAUGGAUGCUUACAGGCUCCAUCCACUUAAACAACAGCGACCUAAUCCUGGAGGACAGUAUGGUGACAGGCAGCUUGCAUCUCAACGGACAUUCGCGUGUACUGCUGAAACGUGGAAUGCUUACUGGCAGCGUGAUUCGGAGUGCGGACUCCACCUUUGAGAACCGACAGGGCAUGCUGACUGGACAGGUCGUCAGCGCACAUUGA
Symbiodinium necroappetens is the source of this 1227-nucleotide messenger RNA. The record is from the annotation of a GenBank genome assembly. NCBI's taxonomy places the organism in Eukaryota, Dinophyceae, Suessiales, Symbiodiniaceae.